AUGUUCACGUCCAAGUCCAACUCGGUGUCGCCCUCGCCGUCUCUGGAGCAGGCUGACUCGGACGCGCUGGACAUCAGCACCAAAGUGCAGCUCUACGGUGUGCUGUGGAAGCGGCCUUUCGGGAGGCCGUCGGCCAAGUGGUCCAGACGGUUUUUCAUCAUCAAAGAGAGCUUUCUUCUUUACUAUUCUGAGAGUGAAAAAAAGAGCUUUGAAACCAACAAGUACUUCAAUAUACAUCCUAAGGGUGUCAUCCCUCUGGGGGGCUGCCUGGUGGAGGCUAAGGAGGAGCCCAGCAUGCCCUACGCCAUGAAAAUCUCCCACCAGGAUUUCCACGGGAACAUCUUGCUGGCUGCCGAGUCAGAGUUUGAGCAGACCCAGUGGCUGGAGAUGCUGCAGGAGUCUGGGAAGGUGACUUGGAAGAAUGCCCAGCUGGGAGAAGCCAUGAUCAAAAGCCUAGAGGCCCAGGGGCUGCAGCUGGCCAAGGAGAAGCAGGAGUAUUUAGACAAACUGAUGGAAGAGACUGAAGAACUCUGCCUUCAGAGGGAGCAGAGAGAGGAGCUUGAGCGCCUGAACCAGGUGCUGGAGGCCGAGAAGCAGCAGUUUGAGGAGGUGGUACAGGAGCUGAAGAUGGAACAGGAGCAGAUCAAGAGGGAGCUAGAACUGACUGCAAGAUGCCUCAAGGGUGUGGAACAGGAGAAAAAGGAGCUGAGGCACCUCACGGAGUCCUUACAGCAGAUGCUGGAGGAACUCUCCAUAGAGAAGAAGAAAACCCUGGAAAUGCUGGAGGAGAAUGAGAACCAGCUGCAGACACUGGCCAAUCAGAGCGAGCAGCCCCCUCCCAGCGGGGGUCUCCAUAGCAACCUGAGGCAGAUAGAGGAGAAGAUGCAGCAGCUCUUAGAGGAGAAGCUCCUGGCGGAGAAGCGGAUGAAGGAGAACGAGGAGCGCUCGCGGGCCCUGGAGGAGGAGCGGGAGUUCUAUUCCAGCCAGUCCCAGGCGCUGCAGAACUCGCUGCAGGAGCUGACAGCGGAGAAGCAGCAGGCCGAGCGCGAGCUCAAGGCUGAGGUGAAGGUCCGUGUGGACCUGGAGAGGCGCCUGCGGGAGGCAGAGGGGGCCUUGCGGAGCCUGGAGCAAGGGCUCAACUCCAAGGUGCGGAACAAGGAGAAGGAGGAGAGGAUGCGGGCUGACGUGAGCCACCUGAAGAGGUUCUUUGAAGAGUGCAUCCGGAAUGCGGAGCUGGAGGCCAAGAUGCCGGUCAUCAUGAAGAAUUCCGUGUACAUCCACAAGGCGGCCACUCGCCGCAUCAAGAGCUGCCGCUUCCACCGGCGCCGGUCCAGCACCUCCUGGAAUGACGUGAAGCCGUCCCAGUCCUUCAUGACCUCCCAGCUGGAAGCCAACAACAUGGAGGAGCUGAGGGAGGUGGCCAAGCGGCUCAGCCGGGACCAGCGCUUCCGCGAAUCCAUCUACCACAUCAUGGCGACCCAGCCUGGAGCCCCCUCUGCGCUCCCCCCGGUGGGAAAGUGAUGGGCGCCCCUCCCCGCCGCCCAGGUCCUUCCUCGCUGGGGGCAGGAGGGAGUGGGCGGGGGAGGCCUGACUCUACAGGGCUCCUCUCUGCCAGCGCUCCACGUGGGGGCCAGGCUCACCCGCAAAGGACAGGGGCGCCACCUCCCUCACCCUCACCCCAGACCCUACCCUUGCGUCAGGUCAGGCCAAAGCUGGGUGCCGCCUGGUUGUCAUGGUAAAGCAAGGAUGGGGCCUGGCGGCACGGAGAGACUUUUCUGGCCGGGGAGUGGGCUGGGCAGGGCCCACCACCUUCUGCCGUGCCCGCCGUACUUCUCUGUGACUCUGCCGCCCUCCCCACCUUGACCCUUGCUUCCCAGGGCUUCCCAGCCCUCUUUGCU
Messenger RNA from Kogia breviceps (pygmy sperm whale), 1898 nucleotides. It is a transcript of the gene PLEKHD1, whose product is annotated as pleckstrin homology and coiled-coil domain containing D1. NCBI's taxonomy places the organism in Eukaryota, Metazoa, Chordata, Mammalia, Artiodactyla, Physeteridae. The record is from RefSeq and is a predicted model, not a curated record.